CCUCGUCAUGUCUAUAUGUACGGCACAACGAAUUCAAGGAAUGGAGGCUGCUGAGGCAAGGAAGACGGUCGACGACAAUGACGCCGCCGCGAUCGAAGACGCCACGGAGCCAGUGCACAGCAACCCCGGUGCCGCGUCGCAAGACUCGGCAUAUGCGAUAUGCACCGAAGAAGAACUGAUCCGAACGUUUGCCAAACCUGGCGACCGAGUGUUGUACUGGGGGUCUGGAUCGCCGCAAGCAUGGCGCGUGCUGAUCGCUUUAGAAGAGAAGCAAAUUGAAUACCGCAGCGUGUGUGCGAGUUUCUCUAGCGGGGUCCUGAAAUCCCCGGCUUUUCGCCAACUCAACCCUCGCAUGCGUGUGCCAGUCUUUGUCGACGGAACUUUUGGCGUCAUUCUGUACGAAUGCGAUGCGAUUCUGGCAUUUCUCGAGAAGUUUUACCCGAAUCCGCUAAUGCCAACUGAUCCCAAAGCGUUCGCCGUGGCUGAAACGCGGCUCCACGAAGCCAACGAAGUCCUCUCAACCGUAGGCGAGAUGGUCGUCUACCUUCGCCGCGCACAAUCGAACGCGAAGAAGAACAUCAAGACCAACAUGGACGUACUCCAUGUCAAGUGGAACGUGCUUGAAACCGAGCUGAAGCUGUGGGAAAUGUACUUGGACGGCCGGCAAUACUUGGUCGGGAACGACGUGUAUCUGUGCGACAUUGUCGUGUUUACAAACGUCGCGUACGCCGUCCGCUGUGGCUUACAGCUCGAUGGUCUCUAUCCACGGCUCGCGAUGUGGUAUCUUCGCAUGUGCUCCCGUCCAUCCGUCGAGAAAACGUGGCCGCCGCACUGGAAGACAACGAUUGGGUUCUCGGUGCUGGCACGGUGCCAUUUCUGCAUAUGCCAGGGCAAAUGUGUGUGUUGCUGUGUCGGCAAUAAUUGAGCCAUUGUCUUCGUCUCA
Aphanomyces invadans is the source of this 943-nucleotide messenger RNA. RefSeq lists its product as hypothetical. The coding region runs from base 8 to 925 and encodes 305 amino acids. The record is from RefSeq and is a predicted model, not a curated record. The transcript is spliced from 3 exons. NCBI's taxonomy places the organism in Eukaryota, Oomycota, Saprolegniomycetes, Saprolegniales, Verrucalvaceae.